This is a messenger RNA of Sphaerulina musiva SO2202, 2473 nucleotides long. RefSeq names its product steroid monooxygenase. The transcript is spliced from 4 exons. The record is from RefSeq and is a predicted model, not a curated record. Gene Ontology annotation, molecular function: flavin adenine dinucleotide binding; NADP binding; N,N-dimethylaniline monooxygenase activity. Bases 667 to 2376 code for a protein of 569 amino acids. Lineage: Eukaryota; Fungi; Ascomycota; Dothideomycetes; Mycosphaerellales; Mycosphaerellaceae.
GGCGGAGUUGGAUGAAGCUGAGUGCCAAUGCUGAGGCGUUGCGAGAGGACGAGGGGCUUGGACUUGUCCCAUUUGGCCGAAGGAGCCAUCACAGGCACGACCGCGAGAGGGGCGGCACGAGGCUGUGAUGGCUGCCUCGCGAUACUACAAUUUGGAAGACGACGACCACGUGGAGCCUACAGUAGAAUACCGUGCCUCAGCUCUCCUCCAGGCAUCAGUGACCCGAUAUGCCUCCGGUGAUCCUAAAUAGAACUCAUCACGGGCAUUACAGUUCUUUUCGCCAUCCCCGCUCGGUGGUUCUAUGUGCCUCUUUCGUCAAAUGGGUACACAGCGAUUGCUCGUGGCGAUGAAUGCCACCGCCUCACUUGCUUCAUCAUUCGAUAUGAGUUGCUCUGCUCUUUCUAUUCCCCAGGUACCCUGGCCGAUCGACCAGCUCAAGCGCAAACCCCGCAAUCGAAUGGCGCCUAUGCAGGGUAUAUUUGUUUUCAAUUGUAUGAGCUCCAAGCUGGUCUGAUGGUCUCGAGUAUUCAACGUGUAGCGGAUGAAGGGAAGUGCUAUAGCAGUCGUAAGCCCAAUUGAAAAGAUCACAACGCCGCAUGUCCUGGACGACUCUGUUGCUCGCAGUUUCACAUUAAGCACUCAAGAUUUCAUCUUCACAAACAUACAAUGGGCGACCCAGGAGUUGACUCUCAGAAUCCAGAGCGAGUCAUCAAGACCGAUCUGUGGCAGUAUGGCCGCCGUCGACGUGACGACGGUCCGUAUGCAGAUGGGCUUGAUAUCGAUGUGCUCAUCAUCGGCGCUGGCUUUGGUGGAGCAAUGAGCUUGAUUGAGUCGAGGAAGAACGGGUUCAACACUGUGCUGUACGAUGCUGGGCAAGGCUUUGGAGGUACCUGGCGAUGGAAUGUCUAUCCGGGCGCGAGAGUGGAUAGCCCAGUGCCGAUCUACGAGCUCUCGAUCCCCGAGGUGUACAAGGACUGGUAUUGGACCACGAACUACCCAGACUGGAAAGAGUUGCAAAACUACUUUGACCACAUGGACAAGGUACUCAAUCUGAGCAAAGACUGCGCUUUUGAGACUGUUGUCGUCUCCGCAGAGUUCGAUACCAACGAAGCAAAGUGGACGGUGAAGACCCAAGACGGGCGUGUUACCAAGGCCCGUAAUCUCAUCGUGGCUGCGGGAUUCGCUGCGAAGCGAUAUAUUCCCGAUGUGCCAGGCCUCGACACCUUCAAGGGUGAGAUUCACCACAGCUCAUUCUGGCCAGCCGAGGGCGUUGACUACAAGGGCAAGAAGGUGGCGGUCAUUGGGACAGGAGCAUCCGGAGUCCAGAUGAUACAGGAAAUGGGACCAGAAGCAGAGCAGCUCACCGUCUACCAGCGCACACCGAACCUUGCUCUGCCUAUGGGUAAACGUGAUUUGAGCAAGGAAGAGCAAGAUGGACUCAAGCAAGACUACCCGUACAUCCACGCCUACCGAGAAAGGUGCUUUGCUGGCUUCCAUUAUGACCUCUGUGAACGCAAUACCUUCGAGGAUGACGAACAGGAGCGCGAAGAGUUCUUGGAAAGUUUGUGGGCCAGGAAGGGCUUUGCCCUCUGGCUUGGAGGCUACAAGGACUACCUGGCCGAUGACAAAGCCAACGACGUGGCCUACAACUUCUGGCGUAAGAAGCAGUCUUCCCGCGUCACGAACCCGGAGAAGAAGAAGCUCCUCUUUCCUGAACAGAAGCCGCACCCGUUCGGUGUCAAACGUCCAUGUCUCGAACAGAACUUCUACGAAGUCCUCGACAGAGACAACGUCAGCAUUGUGAACAUCAACGAACAAAACGGCACACCUAUCGAGCGGUUCACGGAGAAGGGCAUCGUCGCCAACGGCAAAGAAGUCGAGUUCGACAUCAUCGCCCUAGCCACAGGUUUCGACGUCGUGACAGGAGGCAUGACGUCCAUGGGACUCAAGUCCAUCCACGGAACCUACCUCAGCGACGAAUGGAAAGAUGGCGCAAACACUUUCCUCGGAACCACGAUUUCCGGCUACCCUAACCUCUUUCACUUGUACGGACCUCAUGGACCUACACUCUUGUCGAAUGGUCCCUCGAGUGUGGAAAUCCAGGCUCGGUGGAUCCGAGAUGCCAUUAAGAAGAUCAAGAAGCAGAAUCUGAAAUAUGUGAAUCCGACAAAGGAGGCGAGUGAUAUGUGGAAGCAGAGGAUCCAGGACAUUGCCAAUGGGACGCUGUUUCCCACGACGCGAAGUACGUACAUGGGCGGCACUGUGCCGGGGAAGAAGUUUGAGAUGACUUGUUAUGCUGGUGGGGUGGAUGCUUAUGGGCCGGAGAUUCGAAAGUACCUCACUAAUUGGGAGGGAUUUGAGGUUGUCAAGGCUUAACGAGCAAUAAGGUGGAUGUUUGGAUAUGUUGGUUGUUUGAUCGAGUUGUCCUGCGAUUGCUUGUAUACCUUUAUGUAUUAGGUACUGUAUGUCUAGU